This is a messenger RNA of Botrytis byssoidea, 2244 nucleotides long. RefSeq lists its product as uncharacterized. Bases 1 to 2244 code for a protein of 747 amino acids. NCBI's taxonomy places the organism in Eukaryota, Fungi, Ascomycota, Leotiomycetes, Helotiales, Sclerotiniaceae. The transcript has a single exon. The record is from RefSeq and is a predicted model, not a curated record.
AUGUCUCGAGUAACAAGAUCAACCACGAUCAAUAUUGUGGAAGAUAAUACAGCAUCCAUUGCUGCCCAAAUCCCUCUUCCAUUGACACCUGCUCCAAAAGUAUUGGCUACUUCAACUGUACACGAACUGAAUAGCAUGGCAGCUCAUGAUAGCUCAGAAACGGAUCUCGCACAACAUAUGAAAAAUCUCAAAGCUGCAUAUCGAAGUGCUCUCGGUAUCACAAAAAAAGGCAAAAAGCACAACAAGAAUAAGAACAAGGGAAAGCAAGACCUUUCGACAGAGCUAGAGCAUACCAAGAUUACUAUCCCUGAAUUCGAGCACAUCGGGGUUUAUACUGUUAAUCCAACUUCUAUUCAAUCUGCUCCAAACACAGAAACUGUCCCAAGAAUUGCUGCAGGCCCACCUGGUGCUCGCCCUACAACUCUUGUCUCUAAUUUUGAGCUUUCAAGGACUCAAACUGGUCAGCCAAAAUCCGUUCAACCACCUUACAUCAUGGGACAGCCUAUCUUACCUCACAUUCCACAAUUGGGACGAACUACUCGAGGUCAAAUUGCAAGACAACAAGCAGGUCAGUAUGAUAAAGGUGUUUCAUUCAUUGGAGCGGCCGAUACUGGAGAUGUCUUCUGGAAACCACCUCACCCCUCCAGCUGUGGUUCAUCUCUUUUCGCUGGUUCCAACUUUCCUAUGCAGACUGGACCUUUCAUUCCAUUGAGACUUGAGCAUAACACUAAUCCCUCGGACUAUUUAGCAAGGAAGAAUAAUGACAACAUAGAGACAAAGGAUGUCGAGUCUUCAGCAUCAGAAAAAAUUCGAUACACCCCAAAGAAGAAUGAACCUCCAGCUGUUUCUGGCACCAUGCCCUUCACAAAGCAAAUCACAACACUCGAGGAGAUUGAAAGAGCUUACAAGGCUUCGGAGGUAACGCCUCCUGUUCGCCACUCAUCUUCCGCCGAAAUUGAAGAGGAUUCAUUCCUCGAUAUAAUCAUAAAUCGAUCGCCAGCAAAGCCUGUGUCUCGCAUCGAAGACUCUUUGGAAGAGCUCGACAAUCUGGAGGAUGCCAUAGAUGCGCUCGAUGAAGCUACCACUGUUGAAAGAUUUGUUGCUACCUCACCCAAGACGGCCAAUAUCUCAACUGAAGCUUCCUCUGACACCAAUUUGAGAAGAUCACCCCAACGAGAAUUGGUUGAGGAGCUCCCCGCUGCUGGACUACGUGUACGCGUACAUGACAGUCCAGCUCAAGCAACUUCCCAAAGACCCAAAUCUACCUACGCAACAAUGCGUGUCAAACGUACCACAGCCACGGAACCAACCCCCAAAAAGGCUAAAUCUAUGUCCUUCGAAAAUGUAAGACCUGUUGUUAGCCCGGAAAAGCCAACAAUGACAUCUCCAAGUAAAGUUCCACGUCCAACUAGUCUCCUUCCUCCAAAAUCACCAACCAAAUCUACAAAGUCAUCCACCAAGCCAGUGUUCGAGCUUCCUGGUGACGCUGUCGCUAAGCGAUUAAAGGAACAGAGAGAAGCUCGUAUUGCGCAACGAGAAUCAUCCGAAAUGACAGUCGUUAGAACUACAACUACACCAGGAAGAAUCAAAUCCACGAAGCCCCCCACCAAAUCUUCUCAAUUCGAACUCCCCGGCGAAGCAUACUCAAGACGUAAGCGAGAAGUACUUGAGGCAAAACUCAAAGCCCAAGAAGAAGAAGAUCGCAAAAGACGUGAAUUCAAAGCCAGACCCAUAGGUAAAAUCGUAGCUUCCCGUACACUUCCCCGCGAUACAGCUGCUAGUCGCGCACGCCAAACUAAAAUGGGAACACCUGGUGACAGUGUUGAUAGCGGUGGUCUCACAAUCGGUAAACGUGGGAGCUUAGUUGGAAGUCAUCGCCCUUCAAUUCUGGACAUGCAAAAAGUGAAUGUUAUCGGCUCAUCACCCCGUACUAAGGCUCCUCCUGCUCCUUUGAAUCGCAAAGCCUCGCAACGUCCACAUAAUCCGAGAAUGGCAAUGCAGAGAACGGUGUCAGAUUCGGAUCAUGAAUUGCAGAGACAGAGAGCCAAGGAGCUUUAUAACAAAGACGCAAUGUACACAGCAGACAUUGAAAGAGAGAAAAAGGAACGGGAGAUGGCAGCUAUCAGGGCAAGGGAAGAGGCGGCAGAAAAGGGAAGGGCGGCUAGUAGGGAAUGGGCGGAAAGACAGAAGGCCAAAGCAAUGGGUGAGGCGCUUACUAGUCCAAAGUCUUCUACCUUCUUCUGA